Molecule: messenger RNA, 255 nt
Organism: Rotaria sp. Silwood2
Lineage: Eukaryota; Metazoa; Rotifera; Eurotatoria; Philodinida; Philodinidae
Source: the annotation of a GenBank genome assembly
AUGCGUAAUCAAAUCAUCGCCAUUCUUGUUUCUCUUCUUCUCUGUGGUACUCUUUUGAUUUCGGCUAAUCCUGCUGCAUCUGUUCAAGAUCAACGUCGUGCUAUAUCAUUUCCAAAUACUUUUCAUUUACCCAAUUCAUUCUGUGUUCCAAUGCUAUGCUUCGCUCCAUGUUUUUGUGGAAGUCGACUUGAUUCACGCGGAUGUGGUACAUGCAAUUGUCUUCUAUGUGAUGGUAGUUCAUGGUCAUUAGCUUAA